Sciurus carolinensis (gray squirrel) is the source of this 1333-nucleotide messenger RNA. It is a transcript of the gene Unc119, whose product is annotated as unc-119 lipid binding chaperone. Gene Ontology annotation, cellular component: spindle pole; intercellular bridge; centrosome. NCBI's taxonomy places the organism in Eukaryota, Metazoa, Chordata, Mammalia, Rodentia, Sciuridae. Gene Ontology annotation, molecular function: lipid binding. Gene Ontology annotation, biological process: negative regulation of caveolin-mediated endocytosis; lipoprotein transport; visual perception. The record is from RefSeq and is a predicted model, not a curated record. The transcript is spliced from 5 exons. Bases 57 to 779 code for a protein of 240 amino acids.
UCCCGCCGGCGCAGGCAGUGGCGGCGGCAGCAGGCUAUCCUUGGCCCCGCGAGGCCAUGAAGGUGAAGAAGGGCGGCGGUGGGGACGGAACGGGAACAGAGCCCGCUCCAGGGGCUUCGGGCACGAGCGUGGAACCCACGCCGGAGCCGCGGGCGGAAUCCGAAUCUGGGUCUGAGUCGGAGCCGGAGGCAGGCCCGGGGCCCAGGCCGGGGCCGCUGCAGGGAAAGCAGCCCAUCGGGCCGGAGGACGUGCUGGGGCUGCAGCGCAUCACCGGCGACUACCUGUGCUCCCCUGAGGAGAAUAUCUACAAGAUCGACUUUGUCAGGUUCAAGAUCCGGGACAUGGACUCAGGCACUGUCCUCUUUGAAAUCAAGAAGCCCCCCGCCUCAGAGCGGUUGCCCAUCAAUCGGCGGGACCUGGAUCCCAAUGCUGGACGCUUUGUCCGCUACCAGUUCACGCCUGCCUUCCUCCGCCUGAGGCAGGUGGGAGCCACGGUGGAGUUCACAGUGGGAGACAAGCCAGUCAACAACUUCCGAAUGAUUGAGAGGCACUACUUCCGCAACCAGCUACUCAAAAGCUUUGACUUCCACUUUGGUUUCUGCAUCCCCAGCAGCAAGAACACAUGCGAGCACAUCUAUGACUUCCCCCCUCUCUCUGAGGAGCUGAUCAGCGAGAUGAUUCGUCACCCAUAUGAGACACAGUCUGACAGCUUCUACUUCGUGGAUGACCGGCUGGUGAUGCACAAUAAAGCAGACUAUUCCUACAGUGGGACACCCUGAUCCCCCAAACUGCCCCUUAGUCCAGGAGGUCCUGAGCUCUGACUAUCCAGCAUCACCUGUCAACUCUAGGUCCUCUACAUGGGGAGUGCUCCAGGAACCCUGGACCCCAAGUCAAUGUUGGGAGGAAGGGUGACUAGUGUCCCCAGGCCAAGCCCUUGAAGCCCAUGGGGUCUGGUACAUGGGGAUGGGUAGUAGUGAGGCUGUUUACCUCCAUGUCCAGAAGAGCCUCCUACAAGAGGAGCAGCCAGGACUCCCAGACAGUCUAACUUGGCCCUCUUGGGCCCAAGUUUCAGAAUAGUGUCCCCUACUCCAGGCUGUGACUAGAACAGGGCAGGGAUCCAUUCUCUGUCCCCUACCUGCCACCUCCAGGCCAUUUAGAGUUGUAAUUCUCUAUGAUCCACAGUGGGUCUGGGCCCUGGCCCUAGCCCCAGCUUCUUCCAUCUGGGGCCGAGACACUGCCUAAGGUAUAGGAGGGACUGGCCCAGAUUGUAGCCUGUGGUAGGAGCUGGACCAACUGUAUAUAGUUUUCAAUAAACUUUUUUCCUUUUCUGUUC